AUGAGCAACGUAACUGAGCAAGUGUCGAAGGCCGCUGAAACGGCUCGUGAGACUGUCGCCAAGGUUGGAGAAUCGGUGUCGGACUUCUUCCAAGGAAACGCGUUCAACACCCCAGUAGGACGAAAAAUUGAACUUGCCACCGAUGCUAACCUCCUGGCAACGGAAAACUGGGGACUCAACAUGGAGAUCUGCGACUUUAUCAAUGGGACUGAGGAUGGACCUCGCGAUGCUGUCCGUGCUAUAAAGAAGCGGCUCCAUAACGCCAUGUCCAAGAACAACGCGGUAGUUAUGUACACCUUGACUGUUCUGGAGACUGCUGUCAAGAACUGCAAUCACCAAUUCCAUGAGCUCGUUUGCAACAAGGACUUUGUCCAAGAUCUUAUUAAACUGAUCGGCCCCAAAUUCGAUGCCCCACAAAUCAUUCAGGAACGAGUAUUGAGCCUCAUUCAGGCCUGGGCGGAUGCUUUCCGUGGAGACCCAACACUCUCUGGUGUUGUCCAGUCGUACGAUGACCUCAAGAGCAAGGGAGUUGAAUUUCCAGCUGCCGAUUUGGACACUCUUGCUCCUAUCAAGACACCAAAGCGCACUGUUUUCACUCAACCACCACCACCAACUCUCGAUGCUCAGGUACCACAACAGCAACAGCAACCAGCACCGAAAAGAAACUACGCUCAAGCUGUAAACCCGAACUCGACCUACGACGUGCUGACUAUUCGUGAGACUGGGCAAGAGCCAAUUGCUCCAAACUCGGAUCAACUGACCAAGUUGCGUACCGAUCUUGACGUCGUCAACCAGAACAUCAAGGUUUUCCGCGAGACCCUCACCGACGUUGUGCCACGCAACGAGACAGCUGAUGAGCUCCAACUCCUCUCGGAUCUAAAUGAUACAUGCCGCGCCAUGCAGCUUCGCGUUUUGGAUUUGAUCCGAUCUGUAAGCAGCGAGGAGGUUACCUAUGAGCUCCUUAUGGUCAACGACAACUUAAACAGCGUUUUUGAAAAGUACGAUCGCUUUGUUAGUAACCGGAAAGGAGAACAACAAGCCGCCGAGGCAAGAGAUUUGAUCGAUAUUGGAGACGGAAAGAGCCUCGGAGACCAACUCAAUGCAAUGAAGGUCACUGGCGCUACUGCUAGUCCAACAACCGCUUCCUCUUCUCAAGACGCUUACAAGGCGAACGCGGAGCCACAGACCGAUGUGGGGUUGGCUGCCGCUGUGAGCAACAAGCUACCAACGGACAAUGAAGCUGCUGAAAUGGAAAACUGGCUUGAUAAGCAAACCGAGAAAAAGACCAAGGAGCAGGAGGAAAAUGAUAAACUGUAA
Caenorhabditis briggsae is the source of this 1317-nucleotide messenger RNA. NCBI's taxonomy places the organism in Eukaryota, Metazoa, Nematoda, Chromadorea, Rhabditida, Rhabditidae. The transcript has 9 exons. Gene Ontology annotation, cellular component: endosome; membrane. Gene Ontology annotation, biological process: signal transduction. The record is from RefSeq and is a predicted model, not a curated record. Bases 1 to 1317 code for a protein of 438 amino acids. Gene Ontology annotation, molecular function: phosphatidylinositol binding; ubiquitin binding; clathrin binding.